UCCUCGUCUUCUGCAUCCCUCUCAUCAUCAUUAUCAUCAUCAUCAUGGCGGUUCGCGAGGACGUCAGCGAGGAGACUUCUAAAGUCAAGUUGUUGUCUUCCGCCUUCGGGAGUGACAAGUCCAGACUCCACGGUUCCGGGUACCGGUCCAAAGGGUUCGCCAUCACGGACUUGCUGGGUCUGGAGUCGGACUUGCAGGCGGUGCGCCAGCAGCCCGGCGGGCCGCCUGGCUCCGGCUCGGCGGCGGCGGUCGAGCCUCAGGGCGCCGGCGGAGGAGUCCUCGGGGGCGGCUUCUCGUUCCCGGGCAGCUCGCUUCCGCUGGGUCUGGGCUUCCUGUGCAGUCUGGCGGCCCAGCAGCCCCCCGGGGCGCCGUGCUUCCUGCCCGGACACCUGCCCCUCCUCCAGGCCCGGCCCGACAGCCACUACCUGCACAGUCUGGAGGCCCAGAGGGACGCCUUCUCCGAUGAGGAGGUUCUGUCCGACCACAACGAGUCCAAAACUUGUGGAAGUUCUCAGAAGAGGAAGAAGCGCCGACACAGGACCGUGUUUACGUCCCACCAGCUGGAGGAGCUGGAGAAGGCCUUCCACGAGGCGCACUACCCGGACGUAUACGCGCGCGAGAUGCUGGCCGUCAAGACCGAGCUGCCCGAGGACCGCAUACAGGUGUGGUUCCAGAACCGGCGCGCAAAGUGGCGUAAGCGCGAGAAGUGCUGGGGUCGCAGCAGCGUCAUGGCCGAGUACGGCCUGUACGGCGCCAUGGUGCGCCACUCCAUCCCGCUCCCAGAGUCCAUCCUCAACUCGGCCAAGAACGGAAUGAUGGGAUCGUGCGCGCCCUGGCUGCUCGGUGAGCCGCAUGCACGAAUGCACAAGAAGUCGCUGGAAAUGUCCAAAAAAUGCCCCGCGUCCAGCCCCGCCGAUUCGGACUCGAAGCGCUCCGACUCGUUCUGCGAGGCGCCCGAGGCCCGGGAGGCGGAGCAUGUUCGCGUCGGAGGAGAGGAGUUCCCCGAGGAGGAGGAGACGGAGGAGGAGGUGGCCAUGGACUUGUCCAGCUCCUCCAAACAGUCGCACGAGGAGGCCUCGUCGCCGCGGCGACACGGCGGGAGCAGAGCGGACGAGCGGUCCUGAGGGGGGUCGCGGCAUCCUCUGUUGCCAUGGCAACCCCCGCACCGCGCGGCAACAUUUGCACAGGAGCGCUGGCCUUUAGCCUCUAGCAGCUAAAUGCUAAUCGAGAGAGAGAGAAUGUUUACGUUAGCGUCUUUAGCAACUGGACCCCUGUCAAUAAUUAUUUGUAAAUGUUUAUUUAUUGAUUGUACUGAAAAAAGGUGUUUUAUAUUGUCAAUUUGUUUACUUUUGUCUUGUCUGUAAUAUUUAAAAAGUUUUUUUAUUAUUGUAACAGCAAGAGCAGCUGCGCAAUAAAGACAAGAGUAUUUUU
Nerophis lumbriciformis (worm pipefish) is the source of this 1431-nucleotide messenger RNA. It is a transcript of the gene vsx1, whose product is annotated as visual system homeobox 1 homolog, chx10-like. Gene Ontology annotation, biological process: regulation of transcription by RNA polymerase II. Lineage: Eukaryota; Metazoa; Chordata; Actinopteri; Syngnathiformes; Syngnathidae. The record is from RefSeq and is a predicted model, not a curated record. Gene Ontology annotation, molecular function: DNA-binding transcription factor activity, RNA polymerase II-specific; sequence-specific double-stranded DNA binding. Gene Ontology annotation, cellular component: nucleus.